AAAAAAAAUACCCAAAACCUCUGUCUUCUGGUUCUUCCCUGAAGUUUCAACUAUUAACGCUACACACGCUACUGUCUGUAUACGCGGUGGUUGUGACUCAGGCAGGCCUCAGUUGAUAUUCUGAAAGGAAAUUGUGCAAGUUAAAUACCCUUCUCUUGACAUGGGCAACACGUUGAAUAUUACAGAGCCUCAAAUAGGCAUCUACAUUGCACAACGACCUGUGUACCAGCAUGUUGAAAAUUCUCACGUGAUCAAUAUGGUAGAAAAUUGUACCAACUCUGAUGAAGAAGGAGGCUUCAAAUGGUUCCUGGAUAAGAUAAAAAUGAUAAUUACCUAUGGAAAAUUGCUCAAGGACUUCUACGAAUUGUGCAGCUUCAUACUUGGCCUGUUAGCCUAAAAACAAGAACCACAGGACAAAAAAGGAAAGAGGAGAGGAUGACAUCACAGAGAUCAUGGACCAAUGCAGCCAUCUUUCAGUUCUUCAACUUUCUAUGGACGAGACAGACUCCCAAGCUGAGCCCAAAGCCCGACAUGACGGCCUCCCAGACUCUGGGUGGAGGACAUCACAGAGAUCUGGUAUUGACGGAUCAUCAUCCCGCUCUCCGACUUACGACGGAGCCCACCCCCACCCGCCUCUCAGACUCCAACCGGAGGCCGGAGCCGACGAGACGGCCUCCCAAGUGGACCCGGGACCCCGACAGGUCGGCCUGGCAAACUUUGGGAGGGGGACGUCACAGAGAUCUGGUAUUGACGGGGUCAUCAUCCCGCUCUUCGACUUACGACGGAGCCCACCCCCACCCGCCUCUCAGACUCCAACCGGAGGCCGGAGCCGGCGAGACGGCCUCCCAAGUGGACCCGGGACCCCGACAGGCCGGCCUGGCAAACUUUGGGAGGGGGACGUCACAGAGAUCUGGUAUUGACGGAUCAUCAUCCCGCUCUCCGACUUACGACGGAGCCCACCCCCACCCGCCUCUCAGACUCCAACCGGAGGCCGGAGCCGACGAGACGGCCUCCCAAGUGGACCCGGGACCCCGACAGGUCGGCCUGGCAAACUUUGGGAGGGGGACGUCACAGAGAUCUGGUAUUGACGGGGUCAUCAUCCCGCUCUCCGACUUACGACGGAGCCCACCCCCACCCGCCUCUCAGACUCCAACCGGAGGCCGGAGCCGACGAGACGGCCUCCCAAGUGGACCCGGGACCCCGACAGGUCGGCCUGGCAAACUUUGGGAGGGGGACGUCACAGAGAUCUGGUAUUGACGGGGUCAUCAUCCCGCUCUCCGACUUACGACGGAGCCCACCCCCACCCGCCUCUCAGACUCCAACCGGAGGCCGGAGCCGACGAGACGGCCUCCCAAGUGGACCCGGGACCCCGACAGGUCGGCCUGGCAAGCUUUGGGAGGGGGACGUCACAGAGAUCUGGUAUUGACGGGGUCAUCAUCCCGCUCUUCGACUUACGACGGAGCCCACCCCCACCCGCCUCUCAGACUCCAACCGGAGGCCGGAGCCGACGAGACGGCCUCCCAAGUCGACCCGGGACCCCGACAGGUCGGCCUGGCAAACUUUGGGAGGGGGACGUCACAGAGAUCCCAGACUAAUGGAAUCACCUUCUGGUUCUUCAGUGUACUAUAAACUUUCUUGUGUAAUUUCAUGAUCUCAAUAAAUCAUUAUUCAUAUGAAGCCAUGUGCAAUUUUUUUCUGCCAGUCUGUAUCUUUUCUAAACCAUGUUGUCCUAAACAGCAAAACUUCAAAUAAUGACGUAAACAUGUCUCUGGUCUCCAUGGUGGGAGUUGUGGUUAAUAUCUUUUCAGUUAACGUUUACAUACGUCUUAAUAUAGCAGCUUAAUGAUAUUCACGUUUUAUGUUAACUAACAAACAAACAUACAAACAAAAAAUUUAUUUAUGCUUAUAAAACAAAGAUUUUUUUAACCAUACUCACACCCACAAAAUACAACACUAAGUGUAAUCUGAAGCGGAAGUAACCAGAAGCUGGAAGUAUAUUAUAGAAAAAUAUGGAAAGUGUUUAAAUGCUUAUUUUCUAAAGGUACAGUGUGAAUCCCACAAGUAAAUAAGAGAAACAUAAAAACAAUACUUUGGAGUAUGAUUCUAGGAACCGGCAUAGAUUACAAAUACAUAUGACUGGUUUCUGAAUUUUUGUACACCCCCUAGUGAGUAUGUAUAUUUGUUUGAUAACAGGUCUAUUCACUGUGUAAGCAGGCAGGGCGUUGCUUGUCUUUCCUAUUAAAGUUAAAAUGUCUAAAACAGACGUAAAGAGCGGCCGUUCCCGUGGCGCAUCUGGUUUAUCCCCAGUAAGGUUUUUGCCCGGACGAUCGGGGUUCGAAUCCCCACCUGUGUGAAGGUUGGACUCCAGCCUUUGAAACCUCUACCAGCGUCCAUGUUCUCGUCUCCCCUAUGAACACCCUGAAUGGUAUCGUCUGACUUCUAGCAACACUGCGCCUGCGCACCACAAAGCCUCUCCUGACUGACGCUGCACUCUAACACACAAGACAGACUGGAGAAUGUCGGCGGCGUACAGAGAGAGACCCAACACAUCGAAUGCAGAGAUAAGUGAAAUAAAGCAACUUUAAAUCAA
Messenger RNA from Tachysurus fulvidraco (yellow catfish), 2590 nucleotides. RefSeq lists its product as uncharacterized. The coding region runs from base 436 to 1257 and encodes 273 amino acids. The transcript is spliced from 2 exons. NCBI's taxonomy places the organism in Eukaryota, Metazoa, Chordata, Actinopteri, Siluriformes, Bagridae. The record is from RefSeq and is a predicted model, not a curated record.